AUGGCCAUGGACCAGUUAGCAAUGCCCAUGCUCCUGUCCACCGACUCAGCAGCCGCCGUCAUGGUGCUCCUUUCCGUGGCCACACUGCUUGUUGCCCUGAACCACAUGCUCUCAUCACGGCGGCGAUCGUCCCGGCGGCUUCCCCCGAGCCCGCCGCGCCUCCCGGUGAUCGGUCACCUCCACCUGCUGCGUCCACCGGUGCACCGCACCUUCCACGAGCUCGCGUCCCGGCUGGGGGCGCCCCUGAUGCACAUCCGCCUCGGCUCCACGCACUGCGUCGUGGCCGGCACGGCCGACGUGGCCAGGGAGCUCAUCCGCGACCACGACGCCACCAUCUCGGGGCGGCCGGUCUCGGUGCUGUCCCGGCUCUUCUCCUACGGCUCCGCCGGCUUCGCGUUCACGCCCAACAGUCCGCACUGGCGCUUCCUCAGGCGGCUGUGCGUCUCCGAGGUGCUGGGCCCGCGCACCGUCGAGCAGCUGCGGCACGUCCGGCGCGGCAGCCUGGCGUCGCUGCUGCGCGCCGUGCGGGCGUCGGCGGCGCGGGGCGAGGCGGUGGACGUCACCCGCGAGCUCAUCCGCUUCUCCAACACCGCCAUCAUCCGGAUGGUGGCGAGCGACGUGGGCGUGACCGACGAGGCGCAGGAGCUGGUGAAAGCGGUGACGGAGCUGCUCGGCGCCUUCAACCUGGAGGACUACGUCCCCCUGUGCCGCGGCUGGGACCUCCAGGGCCUCCGCAGGAAGGCCACCCGUGUCCACCGGCGGUUUGACGCCGUGUUGGAGCAGAUGAUCAGGCACAAGGAGGAGGCCAGGAACAGGGAGCGUCGCCGCGGCGGCGGCGGCACGCAGGAGGAGAAGAAAGUAGAGGGGCCGCCCGCGACGUGCAAGCAGCGCAACAAGGACCUGUUGGACAUCCUGCUGGACAAGGCGGAGGACGAGAGGGCGGAGGUGAAGCUCACCAGGGAAAACAUGAAAGCCUUCAUCAUUGACGUGGUGACCGCUGGGUCAGAUUCGUCGGCGGCGACGGUGGAGUGGAUGCUGGCGGAGCUGAUGAACCACCCGGAGGCCCUCGGCAAGGUGCGGGCCGAGAUCGACGCGGUGGUCGGCGGGGACAGAAGGAUCGUGGGGGAGGCGGACCUGCCGAGGCUGCCGUACCUGCAGGCGACGUUCAAGGAGACGCUGCGGCUGCACCCGGGGGCGCCCAUCGCGCACCGGCAGUCGACGGCCGAGAUGGUGGUCCGCGGGUUCACGGUGCCGCCGGAGACGGCGGUGUUCAUCAACCUCUGGGCCAUCGGCCGCGACCCGUCCUUCUGGGAGGAACCGCUGGCGUUCAGGCCGGAGCGCUUCAUGCCCGGCGGCGCCGCGGAGGGGCUCGGGCCCCGCGGCGGCCAGCAGUUCCAGUUCAUGCCCUUCGGCAGCGGCCGCCGGGGAUGCCCCGGCAUGGGGCUCGCGCAGCAGUCCGUGCCGGCGGUCCUCGCGGCCCUCGUGCAGUGCUUUGAUUGGGCCGCUGCCGACGGCGGGACAGCGGCGAUAGGUAUGGAUGAGUCCGACGUGGGCCUAGUGUGCGCUCGGAAGCACCCGCUUGUGCUCCGUCCCACCGCUCGUCUCAACCCGUUCCCGGCGGUCGUCUGA
Molecule: messenger RNA, 1629 nt
Organism: Miscanthus lutarioriparius
Lineage: Eukaryota; Viridiplantae; Streptophyta; Magnoliopsida; Poales; Poaceae
Source: the annotation of a GenBank genome assembly